AUGCAGACCAAAAAGCUUGCAAUCCUCAUUGCCUACCUCGCCGGUAGCAUCUUUGCUCCGCAGGCCAGUGCAGAACCAACUGAGGCCCAAGACGUCCCCAAGGUCCUCUUCUGCGACCAGACCGGCUUUAAUCCUCCAUGCAUCACGGAAAUAGCCUCAAUUGGCGAAUGCAUUACUCUCCGUCCUCAGUGGGCUGAUAAGGUGUCUUCCCUUCAACCAAACCGAGAGGCUGGUAUUUGCCGUUUCUACAAGGAGAAAUACUGCUUUGGCGAGUAUAUUGACUUUGAAUACCCCGGCCACGAUAACCUCCCUGCUAUUCCAGGUCGUUGGAAUGACAACAUCGAGUCUUAUGAGUGCUUCGGAAACAACUAA
Trichoderma atroviride IMI 206040 is the source of this 372-nucleotide messenger RNA. RefSeq lists its product as uncharacterized. Lineage: Eukaryota; Fungi; Ascomycota; Sordariomycetes; Hypocreales; Hypocreaceae. The record is from RefSeq and is a predicted model, not a curated record.